Molecule: messenger RNA, 1491 nt
Organism: Fusarium vanettenii 77-13-4
Lineage: Eukaryota; Fungi; Ascomycota; Sordariomycetes; Hypocreales; Nectriaceae
Exons: 2
Coding region: 1-1491 (496 amino acids)
Source: RefSeq, a predicted model, not a curated record
AUGCGUCGUAUGCGUCGUGGUAGACGUCCGCCGCCCUUGCCACCGCGAAUCAUCUUCCAUGUAGCCAACGCCGAAGCCGUCAGAGGCUACGAUCCUGCUGCACCAGGACGAUCCGAGGGUCAGGGGGCUCCAGCUGCUCAGCCUUCUUACGAACUGAAUGGAGCAGUCGUCAGCCCACCUCUUGUUCAGGCUCCUUACGAAUUGGACGGUACCCCUAUCGACCCUUCUUCGCAGGACGGGAGCACCUGUGUCAAGGGAUGCAACAAGAAGUGUCCCAGAGGCAAAUGUGUAAAGGCGACACGUCGUACCGUCAGUUUCAAAGACGAUGGCUCUACCCAAGCCGAGAACAGCGAGUCCGAGACCCAAACCAACGAAGACAGCAGCAAGACGCCGUCCGAGGCCAAGAAGGCCAACAACAACGAAUCCUCCAAUGCAAACUCUACCGAGGAUGAGUCUGAAUCACAGAGUGACGAGCCCUCAACUUCAGAGGCUGAAGCAAGCUCAGUCAACGAGGACCCAGACUGGUCGAUCUCCCAGGACUGUCUCCUCCGCGGAAUGAAGGAAGGCAACUCAUCUCUCCCCUGGGAGAAGAUCGCGACCGCCCUCGGCAAGAAAAAGCCAGAGGUGAUUGCCCGCUGGAACCUCAUCAAGAACCUUCCCACCAAGAAAGAUGCCGAGAUUUCUUCUCCCGAUGACAUUACGAAUUCAGAUGAUGACACCAGCGGCGAUGCCGAUGAUGAAUCGGAGACUGACACCGACCAAGAGUCGGAAGAAGACGAAGAAGAAGACGAGGAAGAAUUCGAGGAAGAAGUCGGGAUCGAAGAGCAAGACUCCGAUGAUGAUCAAGACGAAGAGUCUGAGGAAGAUUCUUAUGUUGACGAUGACGAAUCUGAUGAUGAUGACGAGGAAGAAGAAGAGUACGAAGCCAACACCAAGGGAAAGAGUCCUAGCCGCAACAAGUGGCACACCGGUGUCCGCAACGAAAAGGUUGCGGCCGAAAACAAGAAGGCAAAGGCCAACGCAAAGGUCAAGGCUGCCCAGCAGGAUGACCACUCCUCCUCUGGUGAAGAUGCAUCUUCCGAGUCUUCAGAUGUCGAGUCCAGCAGUUCUGAUUCCCAGGUCAUUAUCAAUGAUUCUCACGAGCGCGCCAAAAUGCGUCAUCUCCACAAGUUACUCUAUCCUCCUGAGAUCCAUCCCCAACCGGACAAGGAUUUCUGUAAGAAGGACUGCGAGCUGCUCGGAUCUAUCGACGCCAAAUACAAGAAGAGCCGCUGGUUAGAAAUGCAGGCAAACUUCUACAACGUCACAGGUCGCCUGAUCCCUCUGGAGACGAUCCGAGCCAAGUGUGAGCGCGCCGAAGCUGAAGAGGCCGAGAAGGAGGCUAGACGUGCCAAGAAGGCCGCUGAGCGUGAGAAGCAAGACCGACAGAAGGUCAAUGAGUGGAUUCAAGACGUCCCUGAGAAGAAUGAGUCCGGCGGUUCCGGAUCAUGA